CCGGAAGAGGGGCGGGCCUAGCCAGGCAUUGCUAAGCAACAAAGAUGCACCGAGGCUCAGCCCAGUGAGGGAACGGAGCUGGCGGAAGCGCCCAGGUAGCUGCUGGAUGGGUCGCAGUCUGCCAGUUUUCUCCAUCCAAGACAGCCCCCUUGAGGAUCCUGCCCUGGAUCAAAGCCACUAUUGGCCAUCUGGAAGCCAGACUUGGCACCCCAAGACCCUGGCCCCAUCCAGGUCCCAGAGAUCCAGGCCCCCAGAAGCUCCGAAGGCUCUGGCCACAGGUCCCAACUCCUCUGAACUGUUUGAAGAGUCCUGGCCAUCCAGCUCAGAAAGCCCUUCCCCGCUCAGCACCACUGAAGGACAGAUGGGAACCUCUCCGUCACCCACCCUGGUCGACAGCAGGGAGUCCGUGGUGGCCAAGUACAUAAACCGGUUCCGUCAGGCUCAGCCCACAAGCCGAGAGGAGCGCCAGCCUGCAGGCCCAACCCCAGCUGACUUUUGGUGGCUCCGGCCUGAAUCUCCAGACACCAGCAGUCAACUUGCUGCAGCAGGAGCCAGUGAACCAGAAGGAAGACCCAGUACAGCAGUCCCAAUUCUUGCCAAGGUGGCCAGUGCAUCUCAGGCUAAGGCUGUGGCCCCCCUUGAGGAAAUGAAGCAGAGCCUCAACACAUGGAACUCAUCCCUGCUGGACCUGGAGACACUGAGCCUACAGAGCAGAGCUGCCAGGCUGCUCAGACACAGCAAGGCAUCCAUCUCUGCCUCCUCACUAAGCCCUAGCGAUACCAGCAGCUCCUCAUUCCCAGUCAGCUCUGAUGGCCUCUCUCCCUUCUCCGUGACCUUCACCCCUGACUUCAGCAAGGGCUCUGACCCCAAGGCACAUGCAACACCAGCGCCUGCCUCCAUCCCUGCGCCAGCCCAGGUCUCCUCCCAGGCACCCCUGCGUCCAGAAGAUGACAUUCUAUACCAGUGGCGGCAGCGGCGGAAGCUUGAACGGUCUCGGGCUCAGGCUCGAGGAGGGCAGGGUGAUGGAACCUGGGUACUACCCCAGACUCCUGCCCUCACCACUCCAGUGAGACUCGCCGAGUCUCGGAAAGCCAAGGCCACGCUCCCCCUGGCGGUGUGGGAGCCUAGGAAAGACAAAGACACUCCCUUGGCUGAAGCUGGGUAUCAGGCGCCUAAGGUCCCGCCCACUCCAGCUGAGGAGGCGUUUCCUGGCGCCAGGGCUCCGCCCCCUUCCUUCAAGGCGUGGUCUCUCGAGGCGGCUGCGGCUCCCUCGUCGGCUGCUGGCCACGCCCCCUCAGAAGAUCUGCUCUGCCAGGCUGCCCGACUUCUAGAGGAGGCGGAAGACUCAGACGGCAGCGAGUUCCAGGACGACCCGGUACUUCAGUUGCUAAGAGUUCAGAGGUCCGAGCUGAGACGCCAGAAAAGGAAAGUGGACGCCCAACUAUGCCUCUUACUGGAGCACACUGGAGACCCAGGGACUUGGUCUCCUCCAACCGGUCGCCCCCCCAGGUCCCCAGGAAGGAGUCUGCAGAGGGAAGGAGUUUCUCUUGAGACCAGACGACAUUGAAUUGUAUAAAUUAUGUUUUUCCCAACACAAUAUAUUAUUUUUU
This is a messenger RNA of Enhydra lutris kenyoni (northern sea otter), 1610 nucleotides long. Its product is annotated as proline and serine rich 3. Lineage: Eukaryota; Metazoa; Chordata; Mammalia; Carnivora; Mustelidae. The record is from RefSeq and is a predicted model, not a curated record.